Nasonia vitripennis (jewel wasp) is the source of this 17943-nucleotide messenger RNA. It is a transcript of the gene kug, whose product is annotated as fat-like cadherin-related tumor suppressor homolog. Gene Ontology annotation, biological process: homophilic cell-cell adhesion. The transcript is spliced from 29 exons. Bases 724 to 15294 code for a protein of 4856 amino acids. The record is from RefSeq and is a predicted model, not a curated record. Gene Ontology annotation, cellular component: plasma membrane. NCBI's taxonomy places the organism in Eukaryota, Metazoa, Arthropoda, Insecta, Hymenoptera, Pteromalidae. Gene Ontology annotation, molecular function: calcium ion binding.
GAGUCUUCCGGCCAACGGCCGUUGGCGUUCGCGAAUCGCGAUACUCAAAUCAGUUUUUCGCAGUUUUUUGUGAAGGAAGGAAGCGAGGACUUGUGGUCGAUGUCAUCCGACGUCGUCGCCGGGAUCAUCGUACAGGAUCGACGUUGCCACGGCCGCUUGGUAUCGAGAUGUACACGUACACUUACUUAUGCAAAGUGCGGAUGGCAUCUCAACACCGGUGUAUCGGAGGUUUUCUCUGUCCGAAGAGGCAGUAAGCCACCGCUAAUGACGCGCUUCUCUUACGACGGAGGACGGAGUUGGUGCAUGGCGUGAUGUUUCCAGUUUCUAGGAAUCAGUUCGAGCUGAGGUAACGCUAGCCAAGAGUCAAACAGUGAGCUACAGGAAGUCAGCGACGACGGGGCCUUUUACGAGCCGCGAUGCACACCGAGAGAGAGAGAGAGAGAGAGAGAGAGAGAGAGAGAGGGAGAGAGAGAGAGAGAGAGAGAGAGAGAGAGAGAGAGAGAGAAAGGAUCCUUCCCAGCUCUGCAAUCACGUGAGUUUCCCAAACGACCGUCGUCACAUCCAAGUGGUUACACGCUCUGAUGGCAGUAGCACGCGAUACAGAGUACUCGCCGCAUAUGUUCGCGACGAAGUUUCCUCAGGCCUCGCAGCACUAGAGCCGGCGUAUCUCCUGUGGGAGAUCCCUCGAGAACCUCCUACCCGUGACGAGGAUGAGCUAGCGCAAUGCGAAGACGACUGACGAAGGACAGGGCGCCGCUGUUGGCGGGCCCGUGGCUGCUCCUGUGGCUGCUCGGCACCAGCUGCAGCCCGUCCCUGGCCCUCGACGACGGCGCCGAUAGCCCGAUCGCCCUGAACCUCGCGAUCCCUCUGAGCAGCCCCGCACCCGUCCUUACGACGAGCAGAAGCAGCAGCAGCAGCAGCAACCGUUUUCUCCUUCAACGCGAUGAGCCGGCGCUCGACGAGUUCCGCUUCACCUCCAGCCUCUACAACGCCUCUAUCCCCGAGAACUCGAUGGGCAAGACGUACGUCCGGCCCGACGAGAAGAUGGGUAUCGAGCUGCGCGCCAGUAAGCGCGCCUUCGAGGAGAUCAAGUUUCGCAUCGCCUCCGGCGACAAGGAGAAGUUCUUCAAGGCCGAGGAGCGCGUCGUCGGGGACUUCUGCUUCCUGCUGCUCAGGACGAGAACCGGCCACGUGGACGUGCUCAACAGGGAGAGGAAAGAUAAGUACGUUCUGGAGAUCAAAGCCACCGCCAGGAGGCACGACGGCAAGAACCGGGUAACGCUGCUCGAGGCGCAGACCACUGUGGCCGUCACUAUUUUGGACACAAACGACCUCAACCCGCUGUUCUAUCCGACGGAGUACGAGGCGACGGUCACCGAGGACACGCCCGUGCACAAGAGCAUUCUCAAGGUCAGCGCGGAGGACGCCGAUCUGGGAACGAACGGAGAGAUCUACUACAGUUUCGCCGAGAAGACUGAGCAGUUUGCCGUGCAUCCUGUAAGCGGCGUCGUCACGCUUACAAGGCCACUGAGAUACGUCGAGCGACCUCUCUACGAGCUUACGGUCCAGGCCCGCGACCGUGGUGCCCUCUACCGCAUGACACCGCGGGCCAGCAACGCUCGACUGACGAUCCACGUGCGUCAGGUCAACCUUCAUGCACCAGAGAUCUCGGUGCGCCACCUGCCGGAGAUACUGGAACACUCGAACGCGGACACCUACGCGAUCGUCCGCGUCCUUGACCGGGACACCGGCCCACACGGCGAAAUCGCCAGUCUGGAGAUCGUAGCCGGCGACCCGGACGGCCACUUCCGCGUUCGCCCCCUGCCGACGCCAGGUGAGUACAGCAUCCAGGUGCUGAAGCUGCUGGACCGGGAAGCGGCGCCACAGGGCUACAACCUGACGCUUCGUGCCGUCGACCGAGGCACACCGCCGAGAUUCAGCUACAAGUCGGUGCCCGUGCACCUGGCGGAUCUGAACGACAACGCGCCGAUUUUCAGCACGGAGAUCUAUGACGUUAAGGUGCCAGAGACGGCGCCGGUGAACAGUCCUGUGAUAAGGCUGAAGGUCAGCGAUGCCGACCAGGGCAAGAACGCGCUAGUCUUCCUGGAGAUCGUCGGGGGAAACGAGGGCGGCGAGUUCUACAUCAAUGCGGACACCGGCAUGCUCUACACCGCCGUGCCCCUCGACGCCGAGACGAAAGCCUUCUACACCCUCACCGUUUCAGCCGUGGACCAGGGCAACGCUGGGACGCGGAAACAGUCGUCGGCCAAGGUGAAAAUCUACGUGAUAGACACCAACGACAACGAUCCUGAGUUCGAAAAGUCCGAGAUGCUGGUUUAUUUGGACGAGAACGAGCCCGCGGGAACGUCCGUCUGCAAGGUCGUCGCGCGGGACAAGGACUCGGGAGAAAACGCAUACAUAUCCUACAGCAUCGACAACAUCAAGCGAGUGCCUUUCGAGAUCGACCACUUCUCCGGGGUCGUCAAGACGAAGCAGCUGCUAGACUACGAGACGAUGAAGCGGGAGUACCUGCUGCACGUGAGAGCGAACGACUGGGGUCUUCCCUACAGGCGCCAGAGCGAGAUACAGCUAAGGAUCAAACUGCGCAACGUCAACGACAACAGGCCUCAGUUCGAGAAGAUUGACUGCGUAGGACACGUGAGCAGAUACGUGCAGGUCGGUACGGAGAUCAUCACCGUAUCGGCGAUAGACUUCGAUGCCGGCAACAUCAUCACCUACAGGAUAGUCUCCGGUGGCAACGCCGACGGCUGUUUCGCACUCGAUCCCACCAGCGGCGUACUCUCCGUCGCCUGCGACUUGUCGGACCUGAAAACGCAGGAGAUGAUAGUCAACGUGACGGCGACCGAUGGAACCCACUUUGCCGAUGUCAAUACGCUGCGGAUCCACCUGGUGAACGUGAAGCGCGCCCAAGGCCCCCAGAGUAAGCUUCUGACGGACGAGACGGGCGGCUUCGAGUGCAGGGAUACCGGGGUCGCCAGGCGCCUCACCGAAGCCAUUGCUUCCGCAGAAAAGAACAACAUGCGGUCCAGCGAGGAUGAAUACUCGAUGAUGCCCAGCAGGUACGGCGAGAACGUGCACGCGCCGGAGUUCCUGGACUUCCCCAACGAGAUUCGCGUCAACGAGUCGGCGCCAAUCGGCUUCGUCCUGGCCAGAUUGGCAGCGAGGGACAGAGACCUGGGUUACAACGGCAAACUCGUCUACGGCAUCUCUGCUGGCGACAGCGACUCGGUCUUCGGCAUCGAUCCGGACACUGGAGAGCUGCGGCUGAUAGGCCGCCUGGACAGGGAGCGCGAGGACGAGUAUUUCCUGAACAUCACCGUGUACGACCUGGGCAAGCCGCAAAAGUCGGCCUCGCGCAUGCUGGCCGUAAGCGUGCUCGACGUGAACGACAACGCACCCAAGUUCGAGAAGGCUUUGGCGAGCUUCCGGGUGUCGGAGGCGGCGCUCAACGGCACUAUCAUUUUCCGAGCCAAUACCACCGACGCGGAUCUUGGCGAGAAUGCUCAAGUGGCCUACUCGCUCGUCACGGAUACCAGCGAUUUCAGGGUGGACCGGACUACUGGCGUGCUCACUGUCUUCGGCAAGCUGGACAGAGAACGGCAGAGCUCGUAUGAGCUGAGGAUACGGGCGACGGACAAGAACGGCGGCAACGACAAGGGCGAGCCGGACUUCGACAACCCAGCUCUGUACUCCGAGGCCCUGGUACGAGUUAGCGUGGACGACGUGAAUGACAACGCACCGAAGUUCGCCCUGACGAGCUACACGGUAAAGGUGCGCGAGGACGUACCCGUCUGGAGCGUCAUCGCCGUCAUCGAAGCCACCGAUCCUGACGAAGGCCCUGGCGGCAUUAUCGAGUACAGCUUCAGCGAGGAGAUGGAGAGCGAGGGUUUCUUCGGGAUCGACAAACUCUCAGGAACGAUCCGCAGUCUCCAAAAGUUGGACUUCGAAGAGCGCCAAGUUCACACACUGACCAUCGUCGCGAAAGACAAGGGUGAGCCCUCGCUAUCCUCCGAGACCAUCCUCAUCAUCGAGGUCGUCGACGUGAACGAGAAUCUCCACGCACCGGUGUUCAACGACUUCGUCAUCUCGGCGAGCGUCUCGGAGAACCAGCCGCUGAACACUCUGGUGACUCAGGUGAAGGCGAAGGACGCAGACCCGCCGGGAGGAGAUUCGAGGAUCGGCUACAGCAUCAGGGGAGGUGACGGCGUUGGACUCUUCAGCAUCGACGAUGAAGGAAACAUAAGGACAAAGGCUGUGCUGGAUGUCGAGGCGAAAGCCGGCUAUUGGCUGACGGUCUACGCGCAGGACCACGGCGUUGUUCCUCUCAGCUCGAAAUUACAGGUGUACGUGGAGGUGCUGGACGAGAACGACAACACUCCGCUGACCGAGCAGCCGGUCUACUACCCCUCGGUAUUGGAAAACUCGCCCGCCGGCGUAAGCGUCCUCCAGAUACGAGCUUUCGACCGCGACGUCUCGCCCCAGCAGUUCAGCUUUGCGAUCACCAGCGGCAACGCCGAGGGUUACUUCCUCAUCAACUCGACCAGCGGUCUGAUUACGACAAGCGGCCGCAAGCUGGACCGUGAAAACCAGGCCGAGCACAUACUUGAGGUGACGGUGCGAGACGACGGCAGACCGGUGCUGUCCUCGACGACGCGCGUCGUCGUCCAGGUCGACGACGUCAACGACCACAGCCCCGUGUUCGAGGAAAAGUUUUACAUGGUUCAAAUUCCGGCCUCGCCGAGCCUCGAUAAGCCGCUCUUCCAGAAGUCGGAGAGGGACAGGCCGCGGGAGUCGGACCUCUCGAUCGACGCGUUGCUUGAAAACGGGACUUGGGAGACCUUUAGUCCUGACGGCCUGACGGGCGACCGUGUCUUGAGGGUGCUGGCGCACGACCAGGAUAUCGGCAAGAAUGGCAAGAUUCAAUACAGCAUCAAGAGCGGAAAGGGCAAAGGAAAAUUCAAAAUUCAUCCGGACACGGGAAUGGUUUACUCGCAGCGGGGCUUCGAGGCUGGCCAGGAAUUCGAAAUGAUCAUACGAGCCACGGACGAAGGCGAACCUCCACGCAGUCACCAGGCGCGAAUCUCGGUGCAGGUCGUAGAAACGCCUAAGGACUCGCCGAAUCCGCCAGUCUUUAAGAGCUUGAACCAGAGCGUCGAGGUGACGGAGAGUGACAAAGCCGGCUUCCUUGUCGCCCUUAUGCAAGCCACCGACAAAGACGGCGACAGCCUUUGGUAUGACAUCGUGGAAGGCGACACCCGGGACGAGUUUGUUAUUGGCCGCGACGACGGUAACGUUCUACUGGCCAAGCAGCUGGACUGGGAGACGCAGAACUUCUACAACUUGACGAUCAGCGUAACCGACGGGGUCAACGAAGCGCGUACGAGCCUCUUCGUCAAGGUCAUCGAUAUCAACGACCACAGGCCCGAGUUGAGCGAAUCGAUCUACCACGUCGAGAUCUCGGAGAACGUGGUGGAGAAAGGCGAGGCGAUACUCCAACUGCACGCACAGGACCUCGACGAGGACAAAAAGCUCUUCUACUCGCUGCACAAUGCGCAGAGUCAGGCUUCCUUGCAGAUCUUCCACGUGGACUCGUUGACUGGGACGAUCACGCUGAACGAGGCUCUCGAUAGAGAAACUAUUCAGGAACACAUACUGACGGUAAUGGUGAAGGAUCAGGGGACGCCAGCGAAGAGGAACUUUGCCCGAGUACUGGUCACGGUGCACGAUCAUAAUGAUCACGCGCCGACGUUCAUCAGUGAGAUCAUCCAGGGCAAGGUCUUCGAGACUUCGCCUAUCGGCACUGCCGUCGUUCAGGUUAUAGCUAUCGAUCGUGACCGAGGAGAGAACGCCCAGCUGAGCUACUCGAUGACUUCGGGUAACGUCGGCAAUGUUUUCUCAAUCGAUCCUGAUCUCGGUACAAUCCGCGUUGCUCGCGAAUUGGAUCUUGCCACCGCCUCUGAGUACAUCCUUCUAGUCAAAGCAACGGAUCACGGUUCACCAGCCUUAUCUAACAGCAUCCCGGUACACGUGAUGGUGACGAUGGCUGACAACGCGCCACCGCGUUUUGUCAGAAGUGGCGCAGAACUCGCUGCUGAGAUCUACGAGAAUGAGGAAAUCGGCAGUUUUGUGAAACACAUCGAGGCUCGAUCCACCUCGUCACUUCAGUUCGAAAUUGUAUCUGGAAAUAUCGGAGAGGCUUUCUUUAUCAAUCCGAGUACCGGAGUGAUCAGCACGCAAGAGAGGCUGGAUUACGAGGAUGUGAAGUUCUAUAAUUUGUCAAUCGCCGCAACGAGUAUGUCGGGAGCUAGCGCUCAAUGUAACGUUAUCGUGCACGUACUGGAUCGGAAUGAUAAUGCACCUCAGUUUGUACAAGCAGUUUAUACUGGACAGGUAAGCGAAGCUGCAAGUAUUGGUUCGUUGGUCUUUAGCGCCAACAGCACAAGCUCGCCACUGGUGAUUAAAGCCGAGGACGCUGAUUCCGAACUGAAUGCUUUGCUUAACUACGACAUUGUCGAGGAGCUUCCGAGAAAGUUCUUCCACAUAGAUUCUAGCACCGGUGCUAUACGUACCGUUAUGCUUCUCGACCACGAGACCAUACCCGAGUUCCAGUUUAACGUCAAGGUCUCGGAUCUCGGUAAACCCAAGCUGUCUUCUGAAAGCACUGCCAAGGUUAUCAUCACUGUCAGCGACGUCAACGACUGUCCACCAAAGUUCCAACAGUCUGAUUACAAUGCCACUGUUCUGCUUCCAACGUGGAAAAAUGUGGCCGUUGUAAAGCUCGAGGCCCAUGAUCCAGAUUCGACGAGUGCGUUUACGAAUCAGCCUUCUUUGAGGUAUGACAUAAUAGAUGGAAAUCAAGGCCAGUCCUUUGACAUAGAUUCCCAGAGCGGUGCUUUGACGGUUAACAACCCUGAGAAUAUGAAAAAAAGUUAUCUGCUGCAUGUUAGGGCUUCAGAUGGCAAAUACUCGAGUGUUGCACAGGUCAACAUCAAAGUUGCGAAAUCUGAAAAUUCCGGUCUCGUUUUUCAAAAAGAAGUAUACGAAGGAACCGUUGUGGAAAACUCGACAAAGGUCUCAACGGUCGCCGUGUUAAAUGUUCUUGGCAGUGCACUGAAUGAGCAUGUAGUCUUCAGCAUCCUUAACCCCACGGAAAUGUUUGUAAUCGGCCCAACAUCCGGAGCUAUCAGCACUACGGGUAUCAGAUUUGACAGGGAGACCAUCGACAAGUAUGAGCUCAUCGUCGAGGCCAAUAGUCAAGUGCCUACGCAAAGAGUCGCUCACACCAUUGUUAAUGUCACGGUGCUGGACAUCAAUGACAAUUGUCCGAUUUUCGUUAAUUUGCCGUAUUAUGCUGUAGUGUCGGUUGACGCGCAAAAGGGUGACGUUAUUAUGAAGGUCCAUGCUAUUGAUUUGGAUAGCGGAGACAAUGGUGAAGUAAGAUAUGAGUUGAAAAAGGGUCAUGGAGAACUCUUUAAAGUAAAUCGGAAAACUGGAGAAAUAUCAUUGAAACAAAACCUUGAAGGUCAUAAUCGAGAAUAUCAGCUCAUGAUAGCUGCAUAUGAUGGAGGAAUAAGUCCGUGUUCCGUGGAAAUAUCAGUAAAUGUCAAAGUCAUCGAUCGAUCGAUGCCAGUUUUUGAUAAGCAAUUUUACACUGAUAGCGUCCUCGAAAGCAUUGAGGUUCAUUCGCCACUAGCUCUUUCCAUUCAAGCUGAAUCUCCUCUAAAUAGAAAAUUAAUCUACAGUAUUACCAAGGGCAAUGACUUCGAAGAAUUCGCCUUGGACUUUAACACAGCCCUCGACAGUAACAAUGGUCCUUGUGUCAUCUAUGUGGUGGACGAAUUAGACUAUGAACAAAAGAAACAAUACGAGCUUACGGUUCGUGCAACCGAUAGCGUCUCCGGUGUCUACGCAGAAGUUCUCGUUUCUAUUCUGGUUCUGGACGUCAACGACUGUCCGCCAGAGUUCAGCCAGGAUUCCUACAACAUUAGUAUUUCAGAAGCUGCACUAUUCGGCACAGAAUUAUUACGGCUUGUCGCUCGCGAUAACGACACCGGCAUCAAUUCAAAGAUUCGCUACGCCAUCGAAAAUCGUACUGCUGAUGAACUGGGCGAAAACACCCUGGAUCUUUUUCACGUUGACCCCGAAGAAGGGAUUGUAUACCUCAAACGUUCCCUUGACCAUGAAACAGCUGAUUCGCACCAUUUUACCGUCGUAGCAAUGGAUCGCGGAGUGCCCAGCCUUUCUAGUACUGCUCACGUCUGGCUGACUGUUAUCGAUAUGAAUGAUAAUCCGCCAAAGUUUGAACAAUCCUCUUACAACUGCUUCUUGUCAGAAGAAGCCGAGCGAGGUCAAUUUGUCACUGUUGUCUCGGCUUCUGACCCUGACUUACUCGAUGAUAAGCUUGUAUAUACUAUUGUCGGAGGCAAUGACCAACAAACCUACAGCAUCGACCAGUCCACCGGCAUUAUUACCUUGAUCAACAUGCAAAAUUUUGCUGAUGAUAAGAUGACUUUACUUAACGUAUCUGUGAGCGACGGCGUUUAUACUAGCUUUGCCAGGAUAAAGAUCGAGAUUCUUCCAGCAAACAGGCAUCAUCCCAAGUUUCUGAACCCAGUUGUCGAAGUGUCUGUGCUAGAAAACCAGCUUCCUGGUAAACUCGUCACGAGCGUUUUGGCAACGGAUAAGGACUUUGGUGAAUACGGGACCAUUGAAUAUUCGAUCAACUCGGACUACUUAAAAGAGUUCUUCGAAAUUGACAGGGAGAACGGAGAUAUUGUAACAAAGAAGAGUUUGGACAGAGAAAAACACAAAUUAUUUGAAAUACCUGUUAUGGCAAGUGAUGGAGGCGGCAAAUCCGGCUUUGUUAUCGUUCGUGUCAAGGUUACUGAUGAAAACGACAACAGCCCUGUAUUUCUACUCAAAGAGUAUAAGGCUAGCAUAUAUGGCAACUUGACCCUUAACUCUGCCUUCUUGAAAGUCAAGGCUCUAGAUGCCGACGAAGGCGAUGCCGCAAAGAUCAUCUACUCUAUCUUUGAGCCGCAAAAUUCCGAGAUCAAAAACAUCUUUGGUAUAAAUCCUGACACAGGAGCAGUUUUCCUCAAGAAAAGUGCCAAACCUUGGGAAACUCAACCGUUUCAAUUAUUCGUUCGGGCUCAAGAUAAAGGUCUGGCCUCUCAUCACGUUGAUGUACCGGUAGAAAUAUACAUCAUGGGCCCAGAAGACAUACCUCCUUUAUUUGAACGCAAAGAAGACAAAUUCUUCGUGUCUGAGACGAGUACAAUCGGCACUCCCAUUACUCGUCUGAGAACCGUCACAAAUACCAACAGCACAGUAACCUGUCGUCUAGUUUCUGCUGGCGAUGAUUUUCCAUUCGCUGUUGACCCGAAGACUUGUCGUGUUACUCUGUCAGGAAACUUAGAUCGAGAAGUCAAGGAUAGUUAUAUGAUUGGCGUGCUGGCAGAGACCGACUCUAGUCCACCGCUGACGGCUUUAGCAGAGAUCACUUUACAGGUACUUGAUGAGAACGAUCACGCUCCAAAGUUUGAGAGCAAUCCAUAUAGCAUUGCUGUAGCAGAAAACAUCGAGGAAGGCACUAGUAUACUGAAAGUGGUGGCUCAUGACAAUGAUUUAGGCAGUAAUGGAGAGGUGCGUUAUUCGUUUGGUUCUGAUAUUGGAGAACUAGCAAACGUGUUCACGAUUGACGCCUACACCGGAUGGAUAUCUAGUCUUGUGCAAUUAGAUAAGGAACAACAACCAGAGUAUAAAUUUCAGGUAGUUGCAACGGACAAUGGUAACCCACGACACUUUUCCCGUACCUCCGUGUUGGUAAAGCUCAAGGACUAUAACGACAAUCCGUCAGCAUUCUCGUCUGCCGAAAGUGGUUAUCAAGCGACGGUUAAAGAGGAUGCUCUUCCUGGAACAGUCGUCGUUGAACUCACCACUGUGGACAAAGAUACCGAGUUAAAUACUGCAUUGGACUUCUAUAUCAUCUCUGGAGAUCCACGUUCGCAAUUUGCCAUCCGUUCGACAGGUCAGGUCUAUGUAGCUAAAGCCCUUGACCGGGAGACGCGAGAUAGAUACGAAUUGUUGGUCGUCGGCACUGAUGGAAAAUUUGUCUUUGAAACGAGAGUCAUAGUCCAAGUUCUCGACGUCAAUGACAAUCCGCCAUACUGCUUGAAGUACCGCUAUCGAGAGGUAUUAUCCGAAGGAUCUCAUCCUGGAAGUUACGUUCUCACAGUUCUUGCUACUGAUUAUGACGACGAGCCAAAUGCUAAAUUAAGAUUCUAUCUAACUGGGGGAAAAAACGAGAAAUUCUCAUUGGACAAGGAGACUGGCGUGCUCAAAACUGUCGGUCAGCUUGAUCGAGAGAGCCAGGCUAAAUACAUCCUUACAGCCCACGUGCAAGAUCGAGAUAAGACAUCCUGGGAGUGUUCCUCGCAAUUGGAAAUUCUUAUCUCAGAUCUCAAUGACAAUGCUCCUCGAUUCAGCAUGCAAUCCUACAGUGCCACACUACCCGAGGACGUAGAGGUAGGCACUCUAGUGACUAAAGUCCACGCAACAGACGACGAUAUCGGCAUUAAUCGAAAAAUUCGGUAUGAGUUUCUUGACUCUGCAAACGAUCACUUUGUCAUUUCUCCCGACAGUGGAAUUGUCACUUUAGCAAAACCAUUGGACAGAGAAACCAAGGCUAUGUACAACGUUAGCAUUCAGGCUAUGGACCAAGGUACACCGCAGCUCUCGAGUGUCACCUUCCUAAUCGUUAACGUCCAAGACAUCAAUGAUAAUCCGCCAGAAUUCACUUCCAAGUACUACUUCGCGCGGGUACCCGAAAUCGACGCCGUAGGCACUGAAGUCGCCCGCGUUUUGGCUACUUCUAAAGAUACGGGUGUCAAUGCAGACGUUUACUACACCAUUGUAGGUGGUAAUGAGCACAAGAAGUUCGAGAUCGACACGAAGAGUGGUGUGGUCUCGAUUGCCGAACAACUAGACUACGAGCGCGCCAAGGACUACUUCCUUACCAUCCAAGCAAUCGACGGCGGAGUUCCUCCGCUCACCAAUCAUGCUACGGUUAACAUUACAGUGCUCGACAGCAAUGACAACGCACCGAUGUUUAGUCAAGCUUCCUAUCGUGCUUCUAUACGAGAGGAUGCUAAAGCAGGAGAAAAGGUUGUGCAGGUUUUCGCAAAUGACCUGGAUAGCAAUGAAAACGGCCAAGUCAGCUAUUCCAUCGAGAGAGGAGACAGACAGAAACAAUUUACCAUCGAUUCACAAAGCGGUCAGAUUACUGUAUUGGCACCACUCGAUCGCGAGCAGAUCGCCUCCUAUGUACUCGAGGUGCACGCCAAAGAUAACGGUAUUCCUACCCUUUCCAAUUAUGUCAUCGUCAACAUCGAGGUCAUCGACGCUAAUGACAAUCCCCCGCUAUUCGCCCAAAACAAUUAUACCACCGUGGUUCAGGAGGAUAAACCUCUUGGAUAUGCAGUUCUCAAAUUUACAGUGACAGACGCUGACGCGGAGCCUAAUGCCGCCCCCUACACCUUCGAUUUCCGAUCUGGUAACGAAGGAGAUGCCUUUAGACUCGAGCAAGACGGCACAUUGCGCACUGCCACCAAGUUCAGCAAUCGCGUCAAAGAUAAGUACUUGCUGCACAUCCGUGUUUUUGAUAAUGGCAGUCCACCACUUUACUCAGACGCCUGGGUAUUGGUAAAAAUUAUCGAAGAGUCACAGUACCCACCCGUUAUCACGCUUUUGGAAAUCAACAUCAACUCCUACAUGGACGAGUACCCAGGCGGCGUAAUCGGCAAAGUGCACGCUUCUGAUAAAGACCAAUACGACACCCUUCAGUACAGCCUGGUACCUACUUCACCCUCGCGGCCCAACACCGACCUCUUCCAGAUCGACAAACUAGAUGGCACGCUAGUUGCAUUGCCGCGACUUGAUAUCGGUGAAUAUCGGGUUAAUGUAAGUGUAACCGACGGCAAGUUUAAUUCAUACACGAUUGUCAAAGUAACGGUGGAAUUGGUUACUGACACUAUGUUGGAGAAUUCUGUGAUCGUGCGCUUCCGAGAAGUCAGUCCUGAGGAUUUCGUUUUGAAGCAUCGUAAGGGUUUCGUCCGUACAGUGCGCAACGCCAUGAAUUGCAGAUUGAAGGACGUCGUAAUACUGAGCGUCCAACCAUCGACUGAUGCCGAGAUCAAUGUCAUUAAAUCUAGGCCAGUUAGACAGGCGGUCGUACAUAACGAUCUAGACGUAUUGUUUACAGUAAAGAAGCCAGAUCCUGGGGAAUUUUACACGUCCGAAGCGAUUCGCGAGGCACUGAAUCAACACAUCGAGGAACUAGAGGCAUCAACGAAGCUGGUGGUAGAGGAAAUUGUGAGGUUUAAAUGCAGCAAGGGUUACUGCGUUUACGGCGAGUGCCAUGACAAGAUCGUUCUUGAUUCCCAGCAGAUCACACCCAUAGCCACCGAUGUGACCAGCUUUGUAUCGCCCAGGCAUAGACAUCGUACCGAAUGCUCUUGUAAAGAAGGUUACGCAGGAACUCACUGUGAGAUCGUUAUAAACGAGUGCGCUCGAGGACCCUGUCCUGUGUUCAAAGUUUGCAUACCAGACUCAUCAGUUCAAGGUUACUCUUGUCAAUGCCCUGAAGGCUUUGCUGGCCAAACUUGUGAUAUCGAUAUCUCCAAGUGCCAUGAUGAGUCCUGCUACAUACCUAGAAAUCCCAUCUCUUUCAGUGGCAAGAGCUACGCCCGCUAUAAGAUCGACAAGUCCCUUGUCCGUCAAACCAUCGAAAAUCAACUUAGCUUGUCUCUCAGAAUCCGUAGCGUCCAACCAACUGGUAACCUCAUGUAUGCUGCGGGUAAGGUUGACUACAACGUUCUGGAAAUCGUGAAUGGUGCAGUGCAAUACCGCUUCGAUUUGGGCAGCGGCGAAGGUCUAGUACGCGUUAAUAGCUUCUACAUCAGCGAUGGCCAGUGGCACGAGAUUCAGCUCGAGCGUGAAAGCAACAGUGCGACCCUGACAGUCGACGGAAAACACUUAGCUCAUGGCUCUGCGCCAGGCGUCAAUGACAUCUUAAAUCUUCAAUCAGAUGACCUGUACCUCGGCGCUGAGGUAAGGUCGCACCCAUCAAUUAUUGGCUUCGAGGACGUACAGCGUGGCUUUGUUGGCUGCAUGGACGACGUUCGUAUCGCCAAAGUUUCGGUGCCGCUGCACAUGAGCGGUUCCACCAGCAGUCUUGUUGUGCUCAAAAGAUUCGCUAACGUUGAGUUUAGCUGCGAGGCUAGUACAGUCCUGACUCCGCCUGGAGUAUGUGGAUCCCAACCGUGUCAAAAUGGAGGUACUUGUUCCGAAAGUAAAACAGAAGAUGGAGGAUACGAAUGCCAGUGCCAUAAUAGAUUCCGAGGCGCAAGCUGUGAAAUUGAUACUGAUCCUUGUGCUUCGUCGCCUUGUCUGUAUGGAGGCAGAUGCAGAGUCCUGCAUGAACUUGGCGAUUUUGCAUGUGACUGCAUUGGACCUAGUCUUUCUGGAAAACGUUGCGAGUUUGGCAGGUACUGCAGUCCAAAUCCUUGUUUACACGGAGGCGUCUGUGAAGAAGGAAAUAGUGGUCCAAUUUGCAAGUGUCAGGGUUUCGCGGGCGAACGUUGCGAACUCGACGUUAAUGAGUGUGAGCGUAACCCUUGCUCCAAUGGCGGCACUUGUGUGAACGAACUUGGUAGCUAUCGUUGCGUUUGUCCUCCAUCCAUGACGGGUCUUAAUUGCGGUAAUCCAGCUGGCUAUACCACCAGCCUCAUAUCCAAUCACUUGAACAUCACUUGGGAGCAGCUCAUGUGGAUUGGAGUCGCUAUUCUAGCGAACAUCAUUCUAGUAGUGAUAUUCGUUACGUUUCGCAAGAUUCGCAGUAAAAGAACUAGAAUGAGGGCCAACAACAUCAACAACGAGACUAGGAAACAGAUCGUCCUCAACUCAUCCAGGCCCAAUGAUCACGAGUACAAGCGCAGCUCCAAGCUCAGUAAUUUAGAAGUUGUGCAAAGAGAAUGUCCUCCCCAAUGUCCUCCCCGUCCCGCCUCUUACACCCCGUCAUCGAACAACGAGCAGGUCCUACUAGGUUGCAGUAGUGCAGCUGCCGUGGCCCUCAACAAUCUCGACACCCUACGCAGCUACGGUAGUGCUGGUGACGAACUUGAGAACUUCCCCCCGGAUUACCUCCGCAAUCUCAACCGCAGCACGGCCUUACAACCAUCCUCUGGUACACCAAUACCAAGCAUCAACGCGAGCAACGCUCUCGCAGACCUGCCGUCGCUUGAUAAGCCAAGUUGGCAAGAACAGAUGCAGCUCGCCUCCUUUAUCACUGAUGCAACGAAGAUCAAAAACGACCUGAAACGAGCGAGCCCAGUGGUACCAGAAUCGACCACUGGAGGACUUUUACUAAAUUCAAUACGAAGAACCAAUACCCACGGAGGUGGAACCUCUAUUGCAUCGCUUUCUUCGAUCGAGGAUGACCCUCGUAUCGUCGGUGACUGGGUCCGACCAAGUCAAAAUCCCCUGCCAAAUAUAACUGAAGUGCCCGGUAGCGAAGUGCCGGACUCUUCGAGUUUCCACAGCAAUGAGAGUAAUGAGUCAAAUACUCAUCAAAUGCCUACGCUGCACGGCGUAAUGGAUUCAAGUCGCGAUAUCGAGACCCUGAACGAAGACCAAGAGUCGGAGUACGUCGGCGACUCAGAGUGCGGCACCGACCUUUCCGAGCACUACCACUCGCACAAGCACGGCUACUCCGAGAGCCAGCGAUUAAACCCACUUGAUAGCGGCGGCGAAGCCGAGUACAAGUACAAGAGUUCUGAGAGCUAUCUUCGACAUCCGAACUCCUAUCUGCCCCACUACAACAUCCACUCGGACGCAGAAAGUGAAAUCAUGGCGACAAUUCCGCUGAAUGGGGGCUGCACCCUCGGCACACUCCUUUCCGACGAGGAGGAUGAGCCUGAAAAUAACGAGAACGAUGACGAGGAAGAUGAGGAUGACGACAACGUAGUGCCUUAUGGUUUUCCGAGUGCGCGGCGCAACCGCUGUCCCCGCCAGCAGCGCCUCGACAACGGCUCGGAGCUCGACUCCGUUAUUACUGGCCUAGAGGAGAGGAACUCGCUGCUCGGGGGCGCCAACAGUAACAGCGACCUCUCGACCAACCUUUGUGAGAUCGAUGAUUCCGAGUUUGAGAUCGCCCAACAGAAGAGUAACGGCCGAGUUUGGAUGACCGGUGGAGUCACGCAGACCUCUGUUUGACCAGGCCAGAGUCAAGCGAAGCUCUGCGCAUACUGUCUUUAAACAGCACGCGACAGUGCUCUUCUUCAAUGUACAUAAUAGCGACAACUUAUUACUAAGCACUAGCUAAUUCGAAACUUUGUACAUACAUCUGUUAAGGACUCUACAAUUUAUAUUAUUGAUUCUUUUGUAUGUUAGGAGAGAGCGAUUCUUGAAUUCUUUGUGUAAACAUUUUUUCCUGUACUUAGUACUUAUAAAGAUAAAUUGCGUUUUUAAAGCAAGAAUACGCGAAGAAUUUUGAAUAACUUUGACAAAAUUUUGUAUCUUGGACUGAUUUUUCUAUGAUGUGCGAAUUGAAAAAUCCGCUGUGCGUAUACUAUAAUGAUAAGAUUCGAAAAUAGACCAAUGACUAUUGUUUAACAUGAUUUUUCUACGAAUUGUAUAAGAAAAGAGCUUUCAUUUCUAUUUUAAAAUAAGCACUGCAAUUUCAUAGGAAGCUGUAUGACUGUGCGAAUGAAAUAUUAUUAAUGCGAUCCUGAAAAAAGAUAUUCAAGACUUGUAUACAUAUAAGUUUAUAAGAUUUAUUUUCAUCAGAUGUGCAACAAACUCUUUUAGGUUGAGCGGUAACUUAUAUUAAUAAUUAGUUAAGAAAAAAAUAUAUUAUUUGCACUAAUGAAUUUCAGACCUAUAAGAAAAGCGUGUAUAAAAAAAAAAGAAACUGUAGAUAGAGCAAAGCAAAUUGUAUCUAAUUUGCGUACGUAAAUAAGAUGCAGGCAUUAGUUUCCUAGGGUAAUAAUAUCUAGAUAAUAUAUAUAGGGUAAAGGAGAAAAAAAUAAAUUAUUUUUACUGUGAUGAUAAUAAUGUUUAUACGUCGAUCAAAUAAUUGCAACUACUAUUACAUGUACAAUAAUGAUGAUAUAUGGUGAAUAAUUCAUGAAAUAGAUUAUAACUGAAAAAAUUCACUGCGACUUACGCGUUAUCAAGUGCGGUCUGUUAAUGUCGAUAAACCAGCCAUUUCUAAGGCGAGAUAGAAAUCGUUAUCUUUCAUGAAAAAGAGUAUUUUAUUUUCAGACUUUCACCUAUUCAUCAGUAUUUGUAGUAUUUAUUGAAAGACAUGAAAUAAUUUUUUUAAAAGAAAAUAUGACUCGAAAUACCUACUGCCUUAUUCAAAAGAUGACAAGCUAUUUCAAAAUACGAGGGAUGGUGCUGCAUACAUUUUUCUAAAAACAAAAAAAAAUAAUUUAGCGAGUCUACAUCUUUUAUCUUUUUAUAAGACUGGCUACACUGUAAAACUUUUACAAAUUCCUGUUAACGCACUUGAUGGCAUUUCUAUUGUUUCAGAACAUAUGUCUUCUAAACUGCCAAUGGUUUAUUGCAUAUACAGUUAUUUACAUAUAUAUCUAUAUUUAUGAUUGUAUAUUUCCGCCGCAUAUAUGCCAUAUAAGUAACAUUAAGAAAUUAUUUUAUUUUAUUAAAAAUAAAAAUCCGAUUGAAAGCAAAUUGAGCGAAAAAUGUAAUACUUCAAUAUUCUUCGACUCAUUUGUGCUUCAUUCCAUCUUAGAAGUAUUCAAAACCACAGAUGUUUGGUUUACAUUCUUUUAAUUUGAAAGUCAGUAAAUAUUGUCGAAGGCAGCUUAAUCGAAAUAUAUGUAAAAUGUAUGUAUAAAAAGUUUUUUUUAAUGUAUUGUAUGAACGAAAAGAAUACUUUAGCAUGUAAAAGCGAAUAUAGACUUAAAGUCGAUCGAACGUUUCUUAUGUUCCUGCGUUCUUGCCCUACGAUGCAUGGUGGCACCGGAACUAAUAAGCUUUUGUAAUUAAAACGUAAAACUAUACUUAAUCAAUCUAUGCUAAUUUCCGACGCCAUCGAUGCUUAUAUGAAAAGACGCAAAACAGGGUGAUUUAUGUAAUAUUUGCGUUGUUCGAUGAGCGAAAUAAUGUGUAUAAGUGAGAAAUAAUGAGCGCACGAAUAUGUAAAAUAAUAAGAAAGAACAAAAAUAUGAAGAGAAAUGAAACGAACUGUUCAUUUAUGAACCUUUAUCUCUUAAAAUUUUAAAUCUGAAAACGAUCUUGCACGGGAACACUAGAUAAUUUUUUCUGAAUCAAGGUAAAGUAAAUAAAUACUUUUCGCACUAAACUUUGUAUGGAUAUAAUUAUACUUUCUCACAAUAAAAUUAUUUUAUUAUUUACGGUACUGUUAAGUAAACUGUAAAGAAAUGCCUUGAGUAUCCAAUGAAAUUUGAUGUUUAGACAUCUUUAAAUAUCUUGACACAGUAAAAAUAGUACCGCAAGUAAUGUCAUCAUUGAUUUGUAAGCUAAAUGAUUACGUUCAAUGCAAUAAUGUUUAGGAAUUGAUAGUAACUGUCAAGUAUAAACAAUUGGUUCGUUGGAAAAAUAACAUCAAGAUAAAUCAGAUUUAUUAAUGUUUUUUUUGUACAUAAUUUUUGUUAAUAUAUCUAUUAAUACACUUUAAUUAUUAUAUUAGGCCUAAAAAGUACGUCGAUGAAUACGAUACAAAAGAUACAAGAAAAUAAACCCUCAGUAAAAUAGCAACAUAUCGUCAAAAGUAAUUAUUUCUGCAUAAUAGCUUAAAUUGUUAUAAAUUUAAGACUGUAUUAAGUUAUUUUGUAUAAGGUCAUGUUGUAAUAAAUGAAACAAUAUUUGCCUACAUAA